Molecule: messenger RNA, 732 nt
Organism: Rotaria sp. Silwood1
Lineage: Eukaryota; Metazoa; Rotifera; Eurotatoria; Philodinida; Philodinidae
Source: the annotation of a GenBank genome assembly
AUGAUUAUGAUCUGGAAGAAAAUGAUUGGUGAGUUAAUUGGUUUUCUUAUAGGGUUAGCGAGUAAAUUACUUCAAGAAUUAUUUUGUCGAGAUUUCUUGAUACCACUUGAACAAACAGAUGUUUGUUAUAGUCUGCAAACACAUAUGAUCCAUUCAGCUAAUUUGCAUGAUGAUCUUGAUGUUGUUACAAGUGUUUAUUUAUCUGAAACUUCAUAUUCAAGAAAUUAUCCAUCAUUUGAUCAAGACAUUUUCAAUCCAAAUAAACAUAUUCUUGAUAUAUCCACAGAUUAUUCUGAAAAGCAUCGUGUAAAAGCUUAUGAUCAUGUACACCGAUUUUUUAAUCAUCCAGAUAAUCAUUUAAAACAUGCUAAUAAUUUAUCAAAAUUUAUUGACUAUACAUCAAUAACAUGUUAUUUUUCUAUACCAAUACAAUUACCUAAUGUAAUCUAUGUUCAUGUUAUUAUAUUUAAUCGUGAUAAUAAUAAUUCAAUAACAACAACAUCAAAUAAAAAUAUAUCUCUUCAAGAUAUUCUUCAACUUAUUGAAUGUAAUAAAAAAUUUCAUGAUGAACCUAUGUUACCAAUAAAUUCAUCAAGAAUUUCAUCUCCUACUACAAUGAAUAAUAUGACACAUAAUGAUUUAGUUAUGAUUAAUACAACAUUAGAUAAUAAUAAUGAUGAUGAUGAACCAUUAAAUGAUAAUAUUGCUGUGUGUGACGAAAAACUUUUAUAA